AUGAGGUUCAACAACGAUGAUAUCGCGUUGAAGGGUGGCAGACCGGAAAGCAGCAGGCGGGCGUUACAACGAGCCCUUCAUCGCGACAGCCUCGAUUGGAACAUUACUCGCUUCAUUGUCGAGGCCGGGUUAAUCAGCAUGCCUUCCACCACGUAUUGUGACCCUGUAAUUAAGGCAUACAAAUCUCAAGGGAGGAGUUUAAUGCGGAAUAUCGAGAGGCUGUUCUGCAGCACAAGGUUGCAACGGGUUGGAGUAACGUCGUGGUUCGGCGACGGCAGCUUGCUUUAA
Messenger RNA from Paracoccidioides brasiliensis Pb18, 288 nucleotides. RefSeq lists its product as uncharacterized. The coding region runs from base 1 to 288 and encodes 95 amino acids. The record is from RefSeq and is a predicted model, not a curated record. The transcript has a single exon.